AUGAAACCCUCGCAACCCUUUCCCCUCCUCGCCGCCGCCGCCGCUGCCGCAGCCACCAGCGCACACGCCAUCAACAUCCUCCAAAGCAACGACGACGGCUGGGCCGAAACCAACAUCCGCACCCUCCACGCCACCCUAACCAACCAAUCCCACAACGUCAUCCUCUCCGCCCCCGCCGACAACAAAUCCGGCUCCUCCAGCCUCGACUCCCCCCCACUCCCGCGUCUCACCCCCUGCCAAUUCUCCAGCUGCCCGGCCCCCGGCCCCGCGGUCGCCACCGACCCCGAGAAUCCGCGCGCCCAGUACGUCAAUUCCUUCCCCGUCACGGCCCUCAAAGCGGGCAUCAACGAUCUAGCCCCCUUAUUCUUCGGUGGAGGUGGAGGUGAAGGAGGGCAAAAAGUGCAGUUGGCGGUCACGGGCCCCAACGUCGGCAGCAACCUCGACAUCCAGGUUCCCUUUAGCGGCACGGUGGGCGCGGCCGUCGAGGCCGUGAAGCAGGGCAUCCCCGCAUUGGCGUUCAGUGGACGGUCUGGCGAGCCGACGGCGUUUGGUGAGCAGACGCCCUUGUAUGCGCGGCUGUAUGCGGAUCUGGCGGCUGAGGUGGUGGCGGCUGUCACGGCGGCGGCACCAGAGGGGGCGUUUUUGCCCGAGGGGGUGUGGCUGAAUGUGAAUUUCCCGGAGGUCGUGGAGGGGGAGGGGGAGAGGUGUACGCAGGCCGGGGAGUUUCGGUUUGUGUUGAGUCGUAUUAAUCCGGGGAUCUUGAGCGGCGAGGAUGUGGAGACGUGUGGGAAUGGGGGAAGGCUGCCGACGGAGAGAAGUGUCGUGGAUACUGAAGGUGGGUGCUUUGUUAGUGUCAGUGUGGGGGACGCGGCGGAUAAGACGACGGCGGAUAAGGAGGCGCAGGAGGCGGUGCUAGCGCGCUUAGGGGGUUUCUUGAGCUGUUUGCCUUGA
Cyphellophora europaea CBS 101466 is the source of this 951-nucleotide messenger RNA. RefSeq names its product 5'/3'-nucleotidase SurE. NCBI's taxonomy places the organism in Eukaryota, Fungi, Ascomycota, Eurotiomycetes, Chaetothyriales, Cyphellophoraceae. Bases 1 to 951 code for a protein of 316 amino acids. The record is from RefSeq and is a predicted model, not a curated record. The transcript has a single exon. Gene Ontology annotation, molecular function: nucleotidase activity.